AUGCCAGACGUCGAGUCCAGCGCCACAACUGUCCAGAGCUGGCUUCGUUCACAAGGCAUCAGAUCGACAUAUUCAGAGGCUGGAGGCUGGGUGACAUUCGACACGUCAAUAGCAGACGCAGAAGUUCUAUUCGAUGCGGAGUACGCGUUUUAUAGCCACAACGGCUCAGCACCUGUACUGCGGACCUUGUCCUACAGCAUCCCCGAAUGCAUAGCCGGAGACGUCGACUUUGUCUGGCCAACAACACAAUUCCUGGUGUCCAGCCUUGCGGCCAAGAAGGAGCAGCGAGGCCUGAACUCUCGGCGGGUUGGCCCUCGAGACAUCGUGGACUGCUCCUCGAACACUUGCCCCUCAUACCUGCAGAAGCGAUACAAUGUCACAUACUCUCCCCCGGAUAAGACAUCCGGGAGCAAACUCGCCCUUGCCGGCUUUCUUGGCGACCAUCCCGAUACCCAAGACCUCAAGUCAUUCCUCAAAUCCUACGGCCUCCGCAACGACUCGGACUACCAGAGCUACAACUUCGCAGUCGAAGCAGUCAGCGGUGGGAGCAUCGAUGACACUCCGUCCUCAGCUUCGGUUGAGGCGAUGCUUGACACGGAGUAUUCUUCCACCUUCAUCAACCCCUUGGACACCAUCUAUUUCGCUACAGGCGGUCGCCCACCGACCUGGUCCCAGCCCGGAAACGUCACCGUCCCCGAUUCUCAAUCCGAGAACGAGCCGUACCUAGACCUCAUCAACCACCUCCUCCAGCUCGACGACCCACCACAAGUCCUCUCCAUGUCCUACGCAGACGACGAGCAGUCCGUUCCCCCAAGCUACGCAGAGCGGGUCUGCAACGGCUUCGGCGCCCUCGCUGCCCGGGGCAUCACAGUCAUCGCCUCGAGCGGCGACGGCGGCGGGGCGGGGACGUCAUUCGGGACCUGCGUCGGCCCCAGCGGCGAAGAGCGCUUCAUCCCGACCUUCCCCGCCUCCUGCCCAUGGGUCACGUCCGUCGGCGCCCUCGCGGCGUGGGGCGGCUCCGCGACGUACUCGAGCGGGGGCUUCUCGAACUACUUCGCCGCGCCGGCGUGGCAGGCCGACAGCACGGCUGCCUACGUGGAGGGCGUGCUCGCCAACAGCAGCAAGAUCCCGGCGGGGUUCUAUAAUGCCUCCGGGAGGGGGAUCCCCGACGUCGCGCUGCUUGGGGACCGGUACCCUGUCAUCACCAACGGGGAGACGAGCUUGCAGAAGGGGACGUCGGCCUCGGCGCCGUUCUUUGCGGCUUUGAUUGUGUUGAUUAAUGAUAUUCGCCUUCGGCAGGGGAAGUCUGUUGUGGGGUUCAUCAACCAGCUGCUUUAUUCUGAACAGGGUCGUGCCUCGAUCCGGGAUGUUGCGGAUGACACAAGUUCCAUCGAGGGGUGUGAGCAGGGGGAAGUGUUUGUCAAUGGCUACCAGGCUGCUCCGGGGUGGGAUCCUGCUUCGGGGCUGGGCGAGCCUGGAUUUGAAAGCUUGAGAGCGCUCUUCGUGUAG
Messenger RNA from Diaporthe citri, 1509 nucleotides. RefSeq lists its product as uncharacterized. Gene Ontology annotation, molecular function: tripeptidyl-peptidase activity; serine-type endopeptidase activity. The record is from RefSeq and is a predicted model, not a curated record. The coding region runs from base 1 to 1509 and encodes 502 amino acids. Gene Ontology annotation, biological process: proteolysis. The transcript has a single exon. Lineage: Eukaryota; Fungi; Ascomycota; Sordariomycetes; Diaporthales; Diaporthaceae.